Daucus carota subsp. sativus is the source of this 2228-nucleotide messenger RNA. RefSeq names its product anaphase-promoting complex subunit 7. The transcript is spliced from 18 exons. Lineage: Eukaryota; Viridiplantae; Streptophyta; Magnoliopsida; Apiales; Apiaceae. The coding region runs from base 92 to 1771 and encodes 559 amino acids. The record is from RefSeq and is a predicted model, not a curated record. Gene Ontology annotation, biological process: cell division; positive regulation of mitotic metaphase/anaphase transition; protein ubiquitination. Gene Ontology annotation, molecular function: protein binding. Gene Ontology annotation, cellular component: anaphase-promoting complex.
AAAAACUAUAUACACACCGAGCUCCGCAUAGUAGCGGCGUUGUCUUGGGUUCAAAAUUUACAACUCAACUCUGGAGCUCUGCUAAACAAUAAUGGAGGUCCCUAAAGAUCAAAUGUCUACACUUCUCGAUUUGGGCCUUUACAGCUCCGCUGAAAUGCUUGGUUCUUUCCUUGUUUCUUCGUCUUCCGUGAAUGCCGAAACUAGUCCUCAUCUUAAAGCUGAAAACUUGACUCUACUCGGUGAUGCUUUGUUUCGAGAAAAAGAGUAUAAGAGAGCUAUUCACACGUACAAGCAAUCAUUGCAAUACUACAAGAAUUUUCCCAAACAAAUUGCAACUAGGACUUCGUUAUCUGCAGUAAACAGGUCCUCAUCCCCAAAUUCAUAUAACAUUCCACCAAUAAACGAAAAUGAGGUGAAGUUUAAAGUUGCAUCUUGUUAUGCUGCACUGAGUGAGAACAGAGCUGCACUUGCGGAGAUGGAGGGAAUCCCUAGUAAAGCAAGAAAUUUGCAGAUGAAUCUAUUAAUGGGAAAACUCUAUCGACAUUCAAGACAAACACGUCCUUCCAUUACUUGUUACAGAGAGUGUUUAAGGCAUUACCCUUGUACUAUUGAGGCUAUCAUAGCCUUGGCUGAACUGGGUGUUGCGGCAAAGGACAUUAUAUUAUUGUUUCCUCAGACCCCGAGCAGAAGUGGGAAGCCUCCUUCCGAUCACUUGGACUUGAGCCGUUGGUUACAGCGUUAUGCCGAGGCCCAAUGUUGCAUUGCAUCAAAUGAUUACAAAGGUGGUCUAGAACUCUUCACAGAACUGCUACAACGUUUUCCUAAUAACAUACAUAUAUUACUCGAGAUAGCAAAGGUUGAAGCCAUUAUUGGAAAAAAUGAUGAAGCAAUGAUAAAUUUUGAGAAGGUUAGAUCUAUCGAUCCAUAUGUGAUCACUUAUAUGGAUGAAUAUGCGAUGCUUUUGAAGUUGAAGUCUGACAACUCAAAGUUAAACAAGUUAGUUCAUGAUCUUCUGAACAUCGAUCCUACAAGGCCAGAAGUCUUUGUGGCUUUAUCUGUUCUGUGGGAAAGAAAAGAUGAGAGAGGAGCUCUAUCUUAUGCCGAAAAGAGCAUCCGGAUUGAUGACAGACACAUACCAGGUUACAUAAUGAAGGGUAACUUGUAUUUAUCGAUGAAUCGGCCAGAAAUUGCUGUGGUUGCCUUCAGAUGUGCUCAGGAGUUGAGAGCUGAUCUUCGAUCUUAUCAAGGUCUGGUUCGUUGUUAUUUGGCAAAUUCAAAGGUAAAAGAGGCUCUGCAUGCUGCAAGAGAGGCAAUGAAGGCCAUGCCUCAGUCAGCAAAGGCUUUGAAAUUGGUAGGAGAUGUGCAUGCUAGUAACUCUAGUGGUAGAGAGAAGGCAAAAAAGUUCUACGAGUCAGCCCUCAGGUUGGAACCUGGUUACCUCGGAGCUGCAUUGGCGUUGGCUGAGCUCCAUGUGAUCGAGGGCCGAAAUGGUGAUGCUGUACUACUUCUUGAGCGCUAUCUUAAAGACUGGGCUGAUGACUCUCUUCAUGUUAAGCUGGCUCAAGUUUUUGCUGCUACAAAUUUGCUGCAGGAAGCCUUGACACAUUAUGAGGCAGCUCUAAGGAUAUGUCCUCAAAAUGAGGCAGCAAAGAAAGGGCUUGACCGCUUAGAGAAGCUGAUGAAGGGGGUGGAUCCGGAUGCACCUGAAGAAGAUGAAGAAAAUGAGGUUGACGAUGCUGAUGGAGAUGCAGAUGAGGCUGACCUUUUGUGAGAUUGCUGACAUCGUUGACACCAUAGUAUAGCCACAGCUAACAGGACACUGAUCUAAGCAGUGGUGGGACUUCAUGUUCAUGGUAUCAGGGUGAUGCAAGUGCUGAAGUGCCUAGCCACGCCAACUUCACGAGAUAUGCAACUGCAUUGCUGGAACUCGAUUCUAGGUUCUGCGUAUAAAUGAAAUUUUUUAUUAGAGUUCUGUGUCAUAUCAUACAGCAACCUAUUUGGGAAUCGUAAAUCCCAUAACAAUGCUACUUGUAUAAUCUCUUUAACUCCUAAAGAAAAUACAUUGUAAUUAAUGAGUAGAUAACUGGAUGUCAUCCAUGAGAUUCAGUUAAUUAGCUCGAAAAUUAUACAUUAGAAAUUCUGGAAUUAUACAUUGUAAUUUUUAUUAUGUUUUUUGAUAAAAAUAUGUAAAAUCAAUUAUAGAUUUAUAUAUAUAGUGGUUUGGUUGA